This is a messenger RNA of Neohortaea acidophila, 280 nucleotides long. RefSeq lists its product as uncharacterized. Lineage: Eukaryota; Fungi; Ascomycota; Dothideomycetes; Mycosphaerellales; Teratosphaeriaceae. The record is from RefSeq and is a predicted model, not a curated record. The transcript has 2 exons. The annotation marks the transcript as partial.
AUGCGUACUUCCUCGCUGCUCCUCAGCCUUGUGGCUUGCGCCAACCUGGGUCUCGCCUUUCCCCUGGAAGGCCGUGCACUCGAGGAGGCGAAGCGUGCUGCAAUUGCAGAGCCCGCCACUGCGUACACCGUGAGGGGUAUCAACAAGCGCGAGGCCGAAACGGAGGAGAAGCGUGAGCCUGCCACGGCCUACUUCAUCCAUUCCGUUGACAAGCGCGAGGCGGAGGCAGAGGAGAAGCGUGAGCCCGAGACUGCGUACACGGUUCGCGGCUUGAACAAGC